GAAGUUGAAGCCUGGAAAGCCUACAGCAGACAUAGCAAUUCCAGUACGACUGAUGCUUCCUCGUGCAGUGAUGACGAAGUGUGUCAAAGUACUGGUUGAUGUGCACAAGGCUGACAAAAAGAUACGAAGUGAAUGGGAAAAUUACGAUCCGAGUAAGGAAAAGCAGGAGCUAGGGACGAAAUCUCUACGCUGCACUUUUGUAUUGCAACCUAUGGCUGCAGAUUUUGGCGAGGAUGAGGCUACUUCCGAGAUGAUCCAGACUAUGAGAGCAUUAACUACUGAUGGUAUGAGUUUUUCACUGGCAGCGUCGUGGCUGCUUUUGGAGAAUAAAUUGAGAGGUACUGAACGUGCUAAAAGGAAGGCGUUUGGAGAGUUGAUGGGAAGCUUUUUCAAUGGCACACCACGUCCACGAGAGCCUCUUAUUCCAAGCUACGACUUACCUAUGAAAGACCAGCCACUUCAGUUAGGUGCCGUGCAUUUGCUCUGUGUAUCCGUUCUCCACCCGCGGGACUUUGAAGCCAUGUUCUCGGCCAUUGUGGCAACUCAAACCACCACGAAACUUUCAAUUCGAAUGCAGAUUAUGCCAGUCGAGGCUCCAGUCUAUGGACAUUGGUGGAAAUGGCUUGCUUACGGCGUUUUCUCCAAGCGUGCUCGCUUGAACUCGUCGGUAGAGUCACUUGCUCUCGCGUCGAUAGGGAGUAUGACUGUCGAAGAUAUCGACAUUUUCAAUGCCGUACUGGCUUCCGAUCAUCCCGAAGAACAUAUCUACCGUACCUCACGUGGCGAGAUCGACGAAAGAGAUGCGACUCUAAAAGCCGGAGCCCGUAUUCGCUGGGAAUUAGACGAUCGCGGCCAGCCACAACAAGGCUCCCGUGCAGUGAUUCUUGACUUACCAGUGACAUCUGUGCGGACGUUUAGUGACGAUGGCAAGAGUCAGUGGUUGGAUGCCGUGGUGCCAGGUUACGGGCGAUGUCAAGUGCAGCGAAAAGACCUGAUCUUCUCUCAAAGCAGAGCCGUGAACGCCAGUCCAAAUGGUUUACAGGAGCUAAAAAAUUGCCUUCGACAAGGACGAAAUGUCCGAGUCGGAUGGAUUGCCUCGUUUUCUAGCGGCGGUCGGUGGGUCUUUAAAGCACUUGACACUUGA
Molecule: messenger RNA, 1144 nt
Organism: Phytophthora nicotianae INRA-310
Lineage: Eukaryota; Oomycota; Peronosporomycetes; Peronosporales; Peronosporaceae
Exons: 1
Coding region: 53-1144 (363 amino acids)
Source: RefSeq, a predicted model, not a curated record